AGUCAUGAAGGAAAUUAAAGCUAAUUAACGCGUUAGCCGUAGAUAAUAACAACUACAUUAUCAUAUCCUGUCUUAGUUUCAAAAUACGACAGAGUCGUCAAAACGCGGAGUGUAAACAAAGAAGAAUGCAAGAAAAUUCCAUGAUUUGCUUUCUAUAUAUAAAACACCUAACGUGCUUCAAGGCCCUGUGUCGAAGCAUUCUUAUCAUCUCCCCAAAGCAUAUUGUUAUUGUCAAGGGCUUAGCUAUGGCCAUAGCAGUUGCUUUCCUCCUCCUCCUCGUCGCUUCUCCGACAGUGUAUGCAGUCAAUUAUAUUGUUGGUGACAGCAGUGGCUGGAGCCAAGGUGUCGAUUACAGUACCUGGGCUCAGGGAAAAACGUUCAAUGUGGGCGACACUCUUUGUAAGUUUCAAAUUAAACAUGUUUCACAUAUAUAAAUUUAGACUUAAUUUAACAAAUCAUCUAUUAAUUUUUAUAUUAUUUUCAGUUUCAUUUGUUAUAUUUAAAUUCUUUCAAUCCUGUUUAUUAUCUUUCACAUUUAUUUCAAUUUCAUCUAAUCCAUUAUCUUCAACUUUAAUGAAAAUCUUCGUAUUUU
Messenger RNA from Rubroshorea leprosula, 592 nucleotides. Lineage: Eukaryota; Viridiplantae; Streptophyta; Magnoliopsida; Malvales; Dipterocarpaceae. The record is from the annotation of a GenBank genome assembly.